Monopterus albus (swamp eel) is the source of this 1213-nucleotide messenger RNA. It is a transcript of the gene yeats4, whose product is annotated as YEATS domain containing 4. Gene Ontology annotation, biological process: regulation of DNA-templated transcription. Lineage: Eukaryota; Metazoa; Chordata; Actinopteri; Synbranchiformes; Synbranchidae. Bases 230 to 910 code for a protein of 226 amino acids. The transcript has 7 exons. The record is from RefSeq and is a predicted model, not a curated record.
AACACAUGAUACAACGGAACUGUAAUGUCUACUUGUCCCAUUCCUAUCGGAGCACUAAGGAUGUUGCACUUUCAACUUCCGGCACUUGUUUGACUCGCAGUACGAAACAAGGUUGCGUGUUAUAUAGAUAACACUUUUAAUGCUUUAAAUGGCCGCGUUAUUAAAUCUAGGUAGGUGCUGUGGAACAAGAGUCCUAUAAAGUUUGCUGGGAGAUCAACGUCACUGUACUAUGUUCAAAAAGAUGACUGAAUUUGGUCCAGAUUCCGGGGGACGAGUUAAGGGAGUGACUAUUGUGAAGCCCAUUGUGUUUGGAAACGUUGCUCGUUACUUUGGGAAGAAGAGAGAGGAGGAUGGACACACACACCAGUGGUCAGUCUACGUGAAGCCUUACAGAAAUGAGGAUAUGUCUGCUUAUGUGAAGAAGAUCCAGUUUAAGCUACAUGAGAGCUACGGUAACCCACUGAGAGUGGUGACAAAGCCUCCAUAUGAGAUUACAGAAACGGGCUGGGGCGAGUUUGAGAUUGUCAUCAAGAUUUUCUUCAUUGAUCCCAAUGAGAGACCUGUGACACUGUACCAUCUGUUGAAGCUUUUCCAGUCAGAUUCCAGUGCCAUGCCUAAGAAGACAGUUGUCUCUGAAUUCUAUGAUGAAAUGAUCUUCCAGGAUCCUACAGCCAUGAUGCAGCAGCUACUGACUACAUCAAGACAGCUGACCCUGGGAGCAUACAAGCAUGAGACAGAGUUCAGUGAGCUGGAGCAGAGGACCAAGGAGAAAAUGGAAGCAGCAAAGAAAAGAACCAGUCAGGAGAUUGCAGAGCUGAAAGACAAACUCAAAGCCAGCAGAGAAAGCAUCAACUACUUGAAGGCAGAGAUCAGGAAACUCGAGGAGGACGGAGACCACAAGGAGCAUUGAAAAAUGUACUAACACAACACACACACGGACAUAAUUAUCCGGCAGGACUUCUGACUUCAUCCCUGCUUUGGAAAAGAGAGGAAAAAAGCAUUUUUAACUUAAACUUCCAAUACUGGAUUGUACCAAGACCUUAAUAUUAGUGUUUUGGUUGUUUUUUUACAGCGGUACACAAAAAAACAUCAGAAUCUUAAGAGUGUUCUAAGCUGACCUGCUUUCAACUGAAACAAAGAUUUUGUAAUUACCUGUUAUUGCUUUUUUAUUUGUUUUUUUUUCCAUGUUGGCUGAAUUAAAGUGGAAAAAAAU